This is a messenger RNA of Saccostrea cuccullata (small rock oyster), 801 nucleotides long. RefSeq lists its product as uncharacterized. The transcript has 3 exons. The coding region runs from base 4 to 615 and encodes 203 amino acids. The record is from RefSeq and is a predicted model, not a curated record. NCBI's taxonomy places the organism in Eukaryota, Metazoa, Mollusca, Bivalvia, Ostreida, Ostreidae.
CCCAUGCAAUAUAUUUUCAGGAACUACAGCGUAUCAAAAAGAUUGUCAUUUAAAAGUCAAACAUCAAGCAUCUUUCCCAGAGAGCAAGAAAGAACAACAAGAAACAUGAAUAUGAAAAUGAAUUUAGCAGCUUUAUUUAUAACAUCAAUCCUUUGCACAUGCUCGCAAUCAUAUAUAUUACAAGAGGAGGAAAAUCAACCGGUCGGGUCUUCCAGUCUAGAAGAAGGUUCGUCACCAAUGGAAAAGCGUGGAAGACUCUCUCUAACUGCUGAUUUAAGGAGUCUAGCGCGCAUGCUCGAGGCCCAUCGAAAACGUUACCUCGCAAGUCGAUCCCCGUACGAUUCUAUUCGUAAGAAAUUGUUCAAAUUCGGCAAAAGGAACACCUUACCAGAAAGACAGCUGCACGAUGUGGAGAGUUCGGAAGAGUCUGGAGACUUGGCUCAGUAUAGUUCUAAGACCAACGAUGAGUUACCCAUUUAUACAAUUAAACGACAACGUUUAUCUGUGAAUGGCGCCUUGUCAUCUUUAGCGGACAUGUUAGCGGCGAGUGGACGCCAAAGAAUGAGGUCCGAGAUGGAGAUAAAUCGGCAAAGACUUUUUGGAUUAGGAAAAUAGUCUAUUUAAAUUUAUUAAAUUUAGAGUUCAAAUUUUGGGGGGGAGAUAGACUUCAUUGAUCCUUUGGAUAAAAUUAACCAUAUCUCAUGUAUUUUUUCUUGAUUAUCAUUUCAUUGAUAUUGAUAAUUUUUCUGUAUUUUCUUUUCUCAAAUUCUUCUUCAUUUUAAAUAUUUCGCUGAAUAAAUU